Messenger RNA from Rhopalosiphum maidis (corn leaf aphid), 5952 nucleotides. RefSeq lists its product as uncharacterized. Lineage: Eukaryota; Metazoa; Arthropoda; Insecta; Hemiptera; Aphididae. Gene Ontology annotation, cellular component: cytoplasm; mRNA cleavage factor complex. Gene Ontology annotation, biological process: termination of RNA polymerase II transcription. The record is from RefSeq and is a predicted model, not a curated record. Gene Ontology annotation, molecular function: RNA polymerase II complex binding; mRNA binding.
UCCGCCAUCUUGUGAAAAUUAUUCAAUAUACGACAUUCGACAUUCUGCUUCGCAAUCUGGGCAUAUGCGCAUAGCGUUUUACAACUACUCGAUUUGUCGAAAAUUAAUGUAUUAAAAAUAACUAAUUGUUACGUUGAAUACAUUUAUUAUUCACAUAUUGAUCAUAUUGUAGUUGUUACUUAUUCUUUCGUCGUCGUCUUUUUUGAGCAGCGGGCGUUGGACAUGAGAGAAAAUCGCAACAACCGCUGACGCGUUCGAGCUUCGAAGACUUGACGAACCGACGGCUCAUCAUCCGAUCGCCGUGUCGGCGUGUAAUCGUAUUCCGUGGUGGAAGUAUCGAAACUUUUAAUCUGGACAAAACAAAAUCUACAAUGACUGCCAAGGAAAAAGAAGUAGCAGAAGAAUAUUUUAAUGCCUUGGCCGACCUCAACAUCAAUAGCAAGCCUUUGAUUAACAUGUUGACAAUGCUGGCCGAAGAGAACUCAGCUUAUGCGCCAAUCAUUGUACAGUGUAUUGAAAGACAACUGCAUAAGGUGCAAGCCGACAGCAAGUUACCAGUGCUUUACUUAAUUGACUCAGUCAUGAAAAACAUUGGACAGCCAUAUACACCACUUUUCGUUCAAAAUAUUGAGAAACUUUUUGCUAGCACUUUCAUUAAAGUUGAUGAAAAAACUAGAGGAAAUAUGUAUAAAUUACGUUCUACGUGGAAUGAAGUUGUAACACCUACAAAACUUCAUGCUCUCGAUGUAAUGAUUCAUUCAAUUGAUAAAAAUUGGCCGUUGAGUGCUGCUCCACCAAACAUUCAUGUUAAUCCAAAAUUUUUAAAUAAUGUUAAUCAUACUGAAACGCCAAAACCUGUACAACCUAUUAUACACAAUGAUAUAGAUGAGGUAUCAUUACGGGAAAAGUUCAUUAAAAAACAAAAGGAGCUACUUGAGCUACAGCAAAAAAAAUUGGAACUAGAAUUAUUGCAAACCAAAAAUCAAAUUGAAAUUCAAAAAAAAAGAUCAAUGAACAAGAUAAAUCUAUCAAAAAAUGCUUUUAACGCAAGUGCAUCAUCUUCGACAGUGAGUAUUUCACCUUCAAAUGAAGAAAUAUAUGCAAAAAUUCAGUCAUCUGAAAAUCCUCGAAGAGUAACUGAGAAUCCCGUUAAAAUUAUGGACGUAUCUUCUAUUGGUUCUGAGUCACCUUCAAUGCCAAUUAAAGUUAUUGUUUCACCUUCUAAAAAAUUCCAACCAACAUCUUUGCCUUCAGUACAACAAUCAUUUAAAAAUCCUCCACAACCAUUUGUACCGCAACAACAAAGUACAGAAAUGGUUGUUUCCAGUCCAAUAUACAAUAUCAACCAACCAAUUGCUAAAAUCAACCCUGUCAGUACACAAUUAUUACAAACUCUAAACCGCGAUCCACGCUUAAGAAAAGUUGAAACUGCUGUAAAGCCAUCGCCAUCACUAACUAAUGAUGUUAAACAACCAAUUAUUAAAAAUAAAGAUGAUAAAAAACUUGAUAAACCCAAAAGAGACAAUAGUAAACACCGUGAAUCAAAAAGAAAAGAAAGAAGUCCAAGCUGUCCACCUUCUAAAAAAGAACUAUCAAGAAAGCCACAUAAAAAAGCUGACCGCAAAGAAAGAAGCAUAAAAGAUGAAAAAUAUCACAAAAGAAGAGGAAAAAAAAAUAUUAAAGAACUGGACUUAAAGAAAAAGAAUGUAAUAUUAUCAAAUAUAAAAGCUGAAGAACAGGAUGAAGCAGUGACUACAAAAUGUGCAAUACUGCCUAAGAUUGAAGAUAAAUUGUUCAAAGAGGAACCUAAAAAUGAUAUAAUUCUUCCUAGUCAUGAAGCUAUUGACAUAAAUGUUUCUAAAGAAAAAGACUUAAUUACUGGAGUAGUGAAUGAAGCUGAUAUCAAAAGUUCUGAAAAUACCUCUGAACUAGAAAAAACUGAUUCUCUAGAAGAUUCUGAUUCUUUAAAACGUCUUCGUAUCUAUAUGCAAACAAUGAAAAAAUCCCCUGAUCCAUCAACUGCUGCUACAACACCAUUAGAAAUGAAAAAUGACUCAGACACUCAUGCUGUAAAAUCCAAUCAAAGUAUUCUUGCAGACAUUAUUAUCAAACAACAAAAUGACAUUGACUUAAGAAUUAAAGUCCCGACUGUGAAGAGGACCUCCGAUUCAAUCAAAACUGAUGAUAUUGAACCUGCAGCAAAAAAGAGCAAAUCAGAAAUCAUUGAUGAACUCUUUGGUGCCGAAGAUGUAGAUUUACGUACAUUAUCUGCUCCGCCUAUUGUACCUACACCACCACCUCCACCACAAAUAUCUGAAACAUCGAAUACUGAGAUUGGUAAAUCUUGGGCAAAAUAUAAGGAAAUAAAACCAGAUACAUUUAAAACACCAUACAAGUCUCCUGCCAAAAAAAUUCCUUGUGAAUUAAAUGAAACAUUAGUUGACAACAAUGAUACAAUGGAUGUCGAUAUGAGAGCUAAACCAACACAAAACAAUAAAAGUCACAUUCUUAGACAAGCUGAAGAAGCUUUAAAUGCAGGAAGCAUAUCUUUUGAUGAAUAUAAAAAAAUAAUGUGUCAGGUAAUUGAAAUGUCUGAAGUGGAAAAAUUAGAAGAAGUCAAUAAUACAGAAGAUACUAAUUCUAAGUUAAAGGAAUUUACUAUUCCGAAAAUUGCUUUACCGGUAAAUGGAAAUAGUAGUACUGAUUUAAAAUCGACCUUAGUAGAAUCUGUAACUAUUGUUGAAAAACCUGUUGAUGAAAAUAGUCCUGGGAUUAGCUCUUGGAACAUUGUUAACAAAAAACCUAGUGAUGUCAGUGGAAGUGAUAGCGAUGGUUCUUCAAAAAGUUGUUCUACUGGUUCUGAAGAAUCAAAAAGAAUUAAUAAGAAAUCAGAUUCUGAGGAUAGAGCUGUAUAUAAAAGGCGUAAAACAACAUUUAAACGUAAUGAAAAAGAAAAUUCUAAAACUCGUACUUGGAGAAAUAAUAAAAGUUGGAAUUCAAGACAAGAAAAUGGGUCUAGAUUCUCUCAAAAUAGAAUUGAACCUUGGUCUAGAGGACCUCGUCCAAAUUAUUCUCAUUCUACAAGAUCUCUUGUUCCGCCACCGAUGUAUGAAGUGCCAAGACCAACUGCUCCAUUUGCAUCUUCUUCUCCCGAUUGGACAGUUCCUGUUAUUCCUCCUUCAGAUCCUCUAAUAUUGGAUAUGAUUGCUCAUGAUGCUACUAAAACUAUCAAUAUUGAUGGCGUAUCAAGAGAAGUACGAUUUUAUGGUCCAACAGCAAUUACUUUUGUAUCAUGGGACGAUCCUAGAGAGAUAUACUUUCAAGGACCUCCAAAAAAUAUUAUAUUUGAUGAUCUUUUUCCAGUCUUGUGUCAUUUCAAUAGUCCUGAUAGAGAAUUUUUAUUGGAUGGUCAACCUCAUAGAGUGCGGUUAGGUGCACCAACUCGAGAACUUUAUUUAGAUGGCAAUUUCUACGAAUGUUUUUUUGGUGGCUCUCCAAUAUUUACAGACCUUGGUGGUGUUAAAAGAUCUAUUAAACUUGAAGGACCUCCUCCUUCAGUUAAUAUAGGAAACACUAAGCGACAAGAUUUAGUUGCUGGGCGUAUCGCUAUUAUUAUUGAUAACUCUUACACCGUACCUGUCUAUUUAGAUGCUAAACCUCAGCGUAUUGAUGUGGGAAACACAGCACUUAUUUUUCGUUUUAUUGAUGGUUUAAUGAGAGCUAUGGUUAAUGAUCAACCGUUCAAAGUCAACUAUAAUGGACCUCCACAAGCGAUUGUUGUAAGAGGCAAUAAGCAUUACUUAAGAUUUACAGGAUUACCACCAAAUAUUAGACCUGGUUAUGCUGCUAUUUCUCAAAUGAUGGGUGUUGUAUUAACUGAAGAUUCUUCUGCCGAAUCUUUACCACCAAUUCCUGCUCCACCUAUGCCACCAAAUUUCACUGGUUUUGAAAUGACUACAAUAACUCCAAAUGAUGAUAUUAACCAACUUCCUAUACAACCAUUCUCUUCUUCUUAUUCUUUAGCACCAAACUCAGCAUCAGUACCUCUACUUCCUAAUGUUGCUCAACAAUUAGAACCUGUUACAAGUUCUUAUGUACCACCUACAGUGUCUGCUCCUAUAAUACCACCUCCUGUCUUACCUAGUGAUAUGGAUAUAAAUGAGUUAUUUAAGAAGCUAGUCGACAGUGGAAUUGUACCAAAAGACAAGCCAAAAGAAGUUGUUCAAUCAAAACUAAAAAAGAAAGAGAAGGAGGCUGAAAAUUUAACCAUAAAACCUGUUGAUUUUUCAGAUCCUUUAUCAUUAAAACAAAAACAACCAGGAUUGAUUCACAAUUUAUACACAGGAAUCCAGUGCAGUUCUUGUGGAAUUCGUUUCACUGCAGAGUUUACCAUUAAGUAUAGUAGUCAUUUAGAUUGGCAUUUUAGACAAAAUAGGCGUGAAAAAAUGGCAAGCAAAACUGUCCAAUCACGGAAAUGGUAUUAUGAUACUAGUGAUUGGUGUAAAUAUGAAGAACAAGAAGAUGAAACUACUAGAGCUGCUAGCUGGUUUGAUAUACAAGCAGAACAAGGUGCUAAAGAAGAUGAAAAGUUGGAAGAAGAGAAUGUCCCUUGUGUUCCAGCUGGUGAAAAUAGUGAAUUGGCUGCCUGUUAUUUGUGUCAUGAUCAGUUUGAACAAUUUUAUAACGAAAAAGAUGAAGAAUGGCAAUUGAAAAACUGUGUGGAAAAGGAUAAACGACUUUAUCAUCCAAUGUGCUAUGAUGAUAUGAUUAAAACUCGAGAGGAAAAAAUUCGUAAGAGAAAUCGAGCUAUUGAAGAAGCUAAACAAUUAGAAAGCCAAAAACUUGAAAUUAAAGAUGAACAACAACUGCAAUUGGCAGAAGAUAUAAAAAUUAAAGAUGAAGAAAAUGAAGAAUUAAAAUUGAAAAGGGAAGAAAAACUGAUAACUGAGAUAGAUCCAAUAAUAAAAAGAGAAAUAUUGUUGGAAAAAGAACCAAUUAGAAAUCAAGAAAUAGGUACACAAUUAGAAACGGUCACAGAAAAAGAAGUAGUUCCACUUAAAGAAACUAUUAUAAAAACAGAAACAACAGCUAUGGAAACAGAAACAUUUAAAGAAACAGAAACAAUUAAGGAAACGGAAGAAACAAUUAAGAAAACAAACAAGGAUACAGAAACAAGCAGCAUGGAAACUGAAACUGAAUUAAUUACCGAAACUGAUCCAAUUAAACUAAAAGAAAGUGAAGAAGAAAUUGCAGUUGAAAAUGUAAUCCAAACUGAACCGGUUUCUCAAGAACCAUCGACUGAAGAAAAUGUGAAUACAAAGAAUUAUGAAGAUUUGGAAAUUCCUGAUACCAUGGAAAUUAUUCAAGUGACCGAAGUUUUAUCACCUAAAUUAAUAGAUGAACCUAUUAUUGAGAAUGUUAACAGUUCAUCAUCCCCCCCAAUCACUCAAGAAAUUGUAUCUGAAGAAAUUAAACCUAAAUCUCCAUCUCCUGUAUCUACAAUGACAUGUUCUAUUGAUGGAAAUACUGACACUGAAUGGAAUGUUCCAGUUGCUCCUGCAAUGGGGACAAUCAAGAUAAACAUAAGUCAAAAAAUCACACCUGUUGUAAAACCAAUUGUCCUCACUGAAAACACACCCAUUGAACCACAGUCACCACAAGAUUUCACUCAAACGUUUGGGGAAAUCGAUCCUGAUCAGCCUCCACCACCAGGGCUUGAGAUGGAAACUGUAGUGGUUCCUAAAGUACAAAGGGAUAUGAAACCUAGACUGAUGCACAACGCAAAAAAACUUAAGGAAUAUCCAAUAGUUAAUAAAGGCAAAGAAAUGUCUGGAUUAUGUUCAAUUAUGUAAAAAAAUAUAUGGUCUAUGUUGUGAAUAACCUACAAAAUUAUAAUAUUUUAAAUGUAUAUAAUAUAUACCUGUUUAAAUUUUGUAAAUGUAUGUGCUUAAA